Messenger RNA from Ophidiomyces ophidiicola, 1026 nucleotides. It is a transcript of the gene HEM4, whose product is annotated as uroporphyrinogen-III synthase. Gene Ontology annotation, biological process: uroporphyrinogen III biosynthetic process. NCBI's taxonomy places the organism in Eukaryota, Fungi, Ascomycota, Eurotiomycetes, Onygenales, Onygenaceae. The transcript is spliced from 2 exons. The record is from RefSeq and is a predicted model, not a curated record. The coding region runs from base 1 to 1026 and encodes 341 amino acids. Gene Ontology annotation, molecular function: uroporphyrinogen-III synthase activity.
AUGAGAGCCGAAAUUCCCAGCGAACUAAAUGGCGAACAGAUUCCUGUCCUUCUUCUAAAGACCAAGUCCUCCCCGCACGACGGAUAUGAGGAGUACUUUUCCUCCACAGCAAGAAACUAUCACUACAACCCCAUAUUUGUGCCAGUAUUAAAGCAUACGUUCAACCAUGAUAAUCUAGGAAAAGUAAGAGACCUGUUUGUCUCUGGAGACCUAAGAAGAAAGUAUGGUGGUUUGGUUUUUACAAGCCAGCGAGCUGUUGAGGGGUUCAGUAGAAUGAUCACCGAGGAGGUUGACCAAAGCCUUGGGAUUGAAGCUUCUCUCGAUCUUGCCUUAUACACGGUCGGACCGGCUACGUUUCGGUCACUGAAUACUCUCCGAAAAACACAUCUGCCACAUGCUGCCUUAAUUGGAGAGAAUGCCGGUACGGGCGAAGCUCUUGCAAAGCUCAUUCUAGAGCAUUAUAACGACCUUGAACGAAAUAAACCUCACUUCUCAAUCAACAAUGAAAAUCGGAAUGAUGGUGGGAAGCUUCCUCUCCUGUUUCUCGUGGGCGAAACACACCGUGAUAUCAUUCCUAAAACAUUGAUGUCUCCUGAGCUACCAGCUAGUGAAAGAAUUCACAUUGACGAAUUGAUUGUAUAUGAGACGGGGGUGAUGGACUCCUUUAGGCAGGAUUUUGCGUUUAUUUUGGACGAGCUCAAUGUGGCCUCGACGCAGGACGGAGACCAAUCGCACUGCAGUCAGGUACCUAUCUGGGUUGUCGUUUUUUCUCCAACCGGCUGCGAUGCUAUGCUUGAUAUUCUGGGUGUUUCUAUACAAGAUUGCUGUGAGGGUCAUGGUGUCUUGUCGCAAAGGGAUAUAAAAGGCUCCUAUAAACGAAGGCCGUGCCGGAUAGCUACAAUCGGCCCCACAACGAGAGAGCAUUUACAUUUAACUUUUGGCGUUGAGCCAGACGUAUGUGCCGAAAAGCCCUCUCCAGAAGGCGUAGGGAAUGGUAUAGAAGCCGCUAUAUCCGCUAGUUCUUGA